Messenger RNA from Cylicostephanus goldi, 324 nucleotides. NCBI's taxonomy places the organism in Eukaryota, Metazoa, Nematoda, Chromadorea, Rhabditida, Strongylidae. The record is from the annotation of a GenBank genome assembly.
UUGGAUGGGAAAAAAGCAGUUCCAUGGGUCAUUCUAUCUAGAGGAGAUGGCAAUGAAGAAGGAUUCUUCAAGGGAGAAUGGUUAACAAUUAAGGACGGCUAUUUAUACUGUGGCAGCCAUGGAAGGGAGUAUACCACUCCAGAGGGAGAAUACUUGAACGACACUCCGAUUCGCUUUUUCCAGAGAAUCUCUCCCGAAGGCGCUGUUCAUACCGAAAAUUGGGUUCAGCGUUACGUUAUGCUCAGAGGAGCAAUAGGUAUUCAUUUUCCAGGAUAUGUGGUCCACGAGGCUGUGCAAUGGUCUGACAAACAUAAUGUAAGCUGA